AUGGCGGCUCGCACACCCUUUAUUCUCUUUUUCAACCCCGUUCGACAUGCAACGGCGCGUUUUGCCGAGCUACAAAAGAUAGCAAGAUGCGAGGUCGUCACGAGCAAAAGUAGGGAAGAGUUUUUUCGGGACGUCUCUGGAAAGUACAAGGACAUUUCAGUGAUUUACAGGACGUCGGCAAGCGGAGCUGUGGCUGGCAAUUUUGAUGCCGAUUUCAUCAAGCAACUUCCUCCCACCUGCAAAUUCAUAUGCCAUAAUGGCGCCGGUUACGACCAGAUUGACCCAGAUGCGUGUUCUGAGCGCGGCAUCACUCUCACGUAUGCACCCGACGCCGUGACGGAAGCGACGGCGGAUCUCGCGGUCUGGCUCCUUCUCGGUGCCCUGCGCCAAUUGAAUCCGGCCCUCAACUCGCUGCGCGCGGGUAAUUUCAAAAAGGGCGUCGACUUUGGUCGCGAUCCCCAGAGCAAGGUCCUCGGCGUGCUGGGCAUGGGCCGCAUCGGUCGCGCCAUCAAGGCGCGGUGCGAACCCUUUGGGAUUGUCACGCGCUAUCAUAACCGCCGACCGCUGGCUGCCGAAUCGGCUGCCGGUGCUGAGUACGUCUCGUUUGAAAAGUUGCUCUCCGAGAGCGACAUCAUCAGCGUCAAUGUUCCCUUGAAUGCCGGUACGCGACACUUGAUUGGGCCCAAGGAGAUUGCCAUGAUGAAGGAUGGGGUUGUCAUUAUCAAUACCGCCAGGGGUGCCGUCCUCGACGAAGCUGCGGUGGCUGAAGCAUUGGAGAGCGGCAAAAUCGCUUCCGUGGGAUUAGAUGUCUAUGAAAAGGAGCCCAUAAUCAAUGAACGGCUCCUCAAGAACGAAAAAGCGCUCUUGAUACCUCAUUUGGGCACUCACACCUACGAGACUUUGGAGAAGAUGGAAACGUGCGCCUUGGAAAACGCUCGUAGGGCUGUCUUGGGAUUACCUCUGCUCACGCCAGUGCCAGAGCAUGAGCAAUAG
Molecule: messenger RNA, 993 nt
Organism: Pestalotiopsis fici W106-1
Lineage: Eukaryota; Fungi; Ascomycota; Sordariomycetes; Amphisphaeriales; Sporocadaceae
Exons: 3
Coding region: 1-993 (330 amino acids)
Cellular component (GO): cytosol
Molecular function (GO): glyoxylate reductase (NADPH) activity; NAD binding; hydroxypyruvate reductase [NAD(P)H] activity
Source: RefSeq, a predicted model, not a curated record